UUUAUGUUUCCGUGGACAGAAUUUUACUGCUCUGCUUCUACGAGAGCGAAUUUAAUGCCGAGGGUGAAUGAAUCUUGCGAGCGAGAGGAAAAGGUGAAGGAACAGUAGCGCGACGCAUAGAAGGGCGGAGGAUAGCUGGGGAGAUAACAGACGCAGUGAGGGUUUUUACGCUGGAGCGAGAUUGGGGUUUUAUCUCCGUGCAAUUUGAGGGCUGGAAGGAGUGAUUUCUUUUUGAUCUAACUUCCCGCAUCGAUUCGUCUUUCUUGUUCGCCGGCUUCAUAAAUUGGGAAACAGAAUCAUGACCCAAGUGUGGGCUGUUGGCUUAGUAACUCUUUCUAUGCGCACAGAGUAUAUGCUUUAAUUCAUACUUUCAACCAUAUUCCUCUCUAUUUGUAUGAUUAGAAAUCAGUGGAUAAACUGUCAUGUUCUUUGGCUGCAUGAAUAUCCAUGCAUCCUGUUCUCAAAAUUGGAAGCAUAAUCUGGCAUCCUAUUUAGGUUUUUUCUUAAUAACAAUUUUCUUUUCAAGUCUUGAAGAUUGUGUGGUUAAAGGCUUAGAUUUAGAAAGGUUGACUCAAGAGUCAUUUGGAUCAGUUUCACUUGAUUCUUACUAUAGGAACCAGUAUCACCAGUCUGAAGAGGGUUCCUGUUUAUCUUCUUUGAAUUCCGUUUCUUGUCAGGACCUUAAAGGUAUUGGCUCAUUGAAUGAAACAUGCAUCAUAAGUUCAAAUCUAUCUUACACAGAUGACCUGUGUAUAUAUGGGACCGGGAACCUAGAGAUAUCUCCAGGUGUUUCUAUAAUAUGUGCUGCAAAAGGAUGUUAUGUGACUGUCAAUAUCUCAGGCAUAGUUAGAGUUGGUUCAUAUGCUGAAAUUAUUGCAGGAUCAAUCAUUUUUGUUUCAACCAAUCUUAGCCUCGACCUCCAUUCAACCAUUAAUACGGCAGCAUCAGGUGGGCCACCACCUGAGCAAACAAGUGGUACACCGAUUGGCUAUGAUGGAGCUGGUGGAGGGCAUGGUGGGCGUGGUGCUUCUUGUUUGAAAAGUAACAAAACAAAUUGGGGUGGAGAUGUUUAUGCCUGGUCAACAUUAUCUGAACCAUGGAGUUAUGGGAGCAAGGGAGGGAGCACCUCUGCUGACAAGCUCUAUGGAGGUGAUGGUGGUGGCAGGAUCAAGUUUGACGUUAGGGAUUUAUUGAAUGUUGAUGGAUUAGUAACUGCUGAUGGAGGCGCAGGAGGUCUCAAAGGUGGUGGUGGUUCUGGUGGAAGUAUAUUGAUUUAUGCUUUAAAGUUGAAAGGAAAGGGUACUAUCAGUGCUGCUGGAGGGAGUGGGUGGGGAGGUGGUGGUGGCGGGAGGAUAUCCCUUGUGUGUUAUGCCAUACAAGAUGUAACAAUCACUGUUCAUGGUUUGCACUAAGCAUAUGUCUCUGUUUGAUCAUAGUUUGUU
Messenger RNA from Dendrobium catenatum, 1442 nucleotides. Its product is annotated as PE-PGRS family protein PE_PGRS47-like. The coding region runs from base 423 to 1412 and encodes 329 amino acids. Lineage: Eukaryota; Viridiplantae; Streptophyta; Magnoliopsida; Asparagales; Orchidaceae. The record is from RefSeq and is a predicted model, not a curated record. The transcript has 3 exons.